ACUAAAUAUACGUCGAAGCACCUCAGACUGAAACGUAGUGUGCGACUUGGUGUCAACAUACAAACUGGCCGCCUGCAGUGGUGUCCUGGUGUAACUUGUUGUAAAGUUUUUAUUAUUCUUCCAGUGGUUUUGUUGCCAAUAACAAUUGUACUCAUUCUAUUAAUGCGCAUGGACAAUAUGCUAACAGCACUGCGGUUGCAGCGAGAGCAGCAACUGCCGCAAGGAGAUCAUUACGAAUAUUCGCCACGUCAGGAUCAUUAUCGAUUGGAUUUCCCAACGGCUAAAUGCGAUGAGAUCGAUGAUAUAGUGAAAGAGCAGUUUAUACUCCCUGUGGAUAUGAGUAAAAAGGACGAAAGUGAACAGGAGCGCAUCAAGCGCUGCAUAUCAUUUAAGUUUGGUUUCAGUGAGGGAAUAGAAGUGGAGGAUCGGGAUAUAAUGAAAGACGCGCGGACAUCUUUUCUACCGCAAGAUACCACUGCAAUACCCCGUGAAUGUCUGAAUAAACUCAACUCAGUUAAUGCGGAUCAAAACUUUGUGAAUGAAAUAUGGGAGCAGAUUCUCCGACGUCGUUCACGCAACACCGGUGAGACUGGAGUUAGCGAGGCAAAAUCUGAAUCGAUUCUCCGACGUCGUUCACGCAACACCGGUGAGACUGGAGUUAGCGAGGCAAAAUCUGAAUCGGUUGAUGAUGGGUCCAGCAACACACAGAAUUCGCUUAGCGAAGAGGAUGCGCGACUUUUUGGCUCAACAUCAGCGUUACAGACAUUUUGGAAUGAGGAGGGUACUAAAGAAAGUAUACGAGAAGCCCAAGCAAAGACAAUGAAAGAGUACAUGGACACCAGAAUUAAUCCUUGCACUGAUUUCUAUAAAUAUGCUUGCGGUAACUGGGAGCGUCUGCAUCCUAUACCAAAGGAUAAGGCUGGAUUUGACACCUUUGAGAUGCUACGUGAAAAUCUAGAUGUUGUAUUAAGGGAACUGUUGGAGGCUAAACGAACCACGGAGCCGCCCACAUCUCAAAAUAAAGUAGUAGACAUUCAAAACAAUAAUUAUGGCCACAGCAUCGAAACACGUGCAGAUAUUAUUAAAUUCAGUUCAUCGGUACCCAGUGCAGUGGUUGGAGUGAACAAGAAAGAAGAUUUACCUAAAGCUUCAGGUCAAGAUCAACUAAAAGAAAGAGUCACGCGUCUUCGACGACACAUCGUACACCACCGGGAUGCUUUAGGCGUCGUCUUACGUCGUUACAAGCGCCAACAGGCCAUCUCAAAUAAAAGGAAGCGCUUAAUUACUUUAUUCGGACUGGGUAACCUUUCAUCCGACAGUAUUAGCAGUUCCGAGUAUGUUGACAACGACGAUGCACAACUAAAAGCGAAAUAUCUUUAUCAGUCGUGUAUAACGCACAAUUGNCUUCAGAAGCGUGGUAUUAAACCGCUUACAAAAUUAAUUGAAAAUCUCGGCGGUUGGCCCGUACUAAAUCCAAAUUGGAAUCAACAAAACUUUGAUUGGCUCAAUUUAACCGCACAAUUACGGCGUUACAAUAACGAUAUUCUCAUUGUUGAGUGGGUGGGGCCAGAUAUUAAGAAUUCCGAUGAGAACAUUAUACAAUUCGAUCAGACCAGUCUUGGUUUACCCACACGAGAAUAUUUCCUACAGGACAUGAAUGCUCGAUAUUUGACAGCAUAUCAGUUAUUCAUGUCGGAGAUAAUGCAAAAGUUGGGUGCGUCACGUGAGCGCGCCAUAAAAACGGCCGCCGAAGUGGUGGGCUUCGAAACACGGCUCGCCUCGAUAACAGCACCGGCAGAGCAACGCCUGAAUGUGACCAAGCUGUAUAACCGAAUGACGCUGAAUCAAUUGCACCAGGCGGUACCGGAAAUAAACUGGCUUCGUUACCUAAGCAUUCUCCAGGAUCGAAAUGUUCGCGACUCUGAAGAGGUGGUCAUCUAUGCCUUAGAUUAUAUGAACGAUCUCGUUCGUUUAUUACACACAACCAACCCUGCUACUGUAUCUAAUUAUUUGCUUUGGCGUUUUGUGCGUCACCGCAUAAACAAUGUUGAUGAUCGUUUCGAGGAUACCAAACAAAAUUUUUAUCACUCCCUAUUCGGACGUGAAGAGAGUCCACUUCGUUGGAAAGUCUGUAUUGCACAAGUAAAUACCAACAUGGGCAUGGCCCUAGGCUCGAUGUUUGUACGCAAAUAUUUCGAUGAAAAUAGCAAACGAGACACGCUUAAAAUGACACACGAGUUACAACAAGCUUUUCGUGAAAUCUUAAAAAACACAGACUGGCUCGAUUCGAGCACUAAGCACUUAGCCGAACUCAAAGUUAACGCCAUGUCUUUAAAAAUAGGUUACCCAGACUUCAUACUAAACCCAAUCGAACUGAACGAAAAAUAUUCAGGCAUUCGCAUUCACCCAGAAAAAUAUUUUGAAAAUACUCUUAACGUGCUUCUGCACACUGCCAAAACGGAACAAAACAAGUUACGGGAAUCGGUAAAUAAAACAACUUGGCAGACAGCCCCAGCAAUUGUAAAUGCGUACUACAGCCGCAACAAAAAUCAAAUCAUGUUUCCGGCUGGCAUACUCCAACCACCUUUCUACCAUCGUCACUUUCCUCGUUCAUUAAAUUUUGGAGGGAUCGGCGUUGUAAUCGGGCAUGAGCUUACUCAUGGUUUUGACGAUAAGGGACGACUAUUCGAUCGCAAUGGCAGCAUACACAAAUGGUGGACAGAUGCAUCAAUUAAGGGUUUCGAUGAACGAGCGCGCUGUAUAAUUACCCAGUACAGCAAUUACACAGUGGGAGAGGUCGGCAUAUCACUUAACGGCGAGAGCACUCAAG
Rhagoletis zephyria (snowberry fruit fly) is the source of this 2830-nucleotide messenger RNA. RefSeq names its product M13 family metallopeptidase neprilysin 4 (gene Nep4). The record is from RefSeq and is a predicted model, not a curated record. Lineage: Eukaryota; Metazoa; Arthropoda; Insecta; Diptera; Tephritidae. Gene Ontology annotation, molecular function: metalloendopeptidase activity. Gene Ontology annotation, cellular component: plasma membrane. Gene Ontology annotation, biological process: protein processing.